This is a messenger RNA of Marchantia polymorpha subsp. ruderalis, 1905 nucleotides long. Lineage: Eukaryota; Viridiplantae; Streptophyta; Marchantiopsida; Marchantiales; Marchantiaceae. The record is from the annotation of a GenBank genome assembly.
CCCGGGUCGGUCGUUACAAGGAAUGGCCCUCUCUGAUUGGUGGCAAGCUGAGGACGGGUUUCCUUGAUGGCGAUAGGACGGAGGUCAUUAUUUAUCCAACCUUCCACUUUACGCUUCUCUUCACCCCCUGUUCGCCGCCAUCUCCACAAUCAGCGCAUAAAUAUGAACUUCAACGAGCCCACAGAAGCUCUAACUCCGCCCCUGGGCGCCGCCUUUUCGGACGAAAACCGAGAGUUUGACAUGGAUCAUUUUCUGAACGUCAUCGCAACCGAGAUCGUUGACGAAAAGGAAGAAGAGGAGCCGAGCCGCCUGAGCUUGGUCGGACAGCGUUUGCUGCUCCGUGCACCGGCGGCACAUAUGAGACAGCGGAGCAGGCUCGAGCUGCGUGCACUGAGUACGCCCACAACGUUGGGUUUGAAAUCAGGAAUAACACUUCAAAGAAACUUGCAUCCGGCGUUGUCAAACCUCGUGAUAAGAAGAAAGCAGAUGCAGACAACCAAGACCCUGUGUUGCGACGCACCCGGAGCACCAUCAAAACCGGGUGCGGUGCCCACAUCCGCAUUCAUCGAGAUUAUAGCGCUGGAGCUAUCACCUUGAAGGUUGGGCGCGCUGUUCAUGAGCACAACCACGAGCUUCUGACCCCCAAACAGCGAGCCGUGCUUUGGCGGGAGGUUCCCGCUGGGAACCGUGCCACUUUGCUUGAAUUUGAGGCAGCAAACAUUCUGAUCUGUGAAAUGAUGGCAAUUCUUGUAACCCAUCGCAGGACGACCGUCCCGCGCCUUGGGUACACAGCUCGCGAUGUGCGCAACUUCCUCGUGCGCAAUCGCCAGUACAAGAUUGCCAACCACGCUCUUGAUAUGCUUGCUGCGUUCAAAGCCGAGCAAGACAGCCAAACAUUUCGGCUGGCAUGACGACAACACAGCGCUUAGAGUCACUUAACGCAUACGUGAAGUGAUUUCCUCAUGCACGCAUGACCCUUUGAAUAUUUUUUGGCGUCAUCAAGAUGGCUUGGGAGGGACGAUACUGGGCAAAAACGGUCGCAGCUGUCAGGAAUGAUGUGUACGCGACGACGGUGAUGAAGCAGCAGCUAGCGCGCACGCUGACCAGGUACGCAUUCCUGAAGAGCCAGGAGCAGAUGCUCCUCGGAAACGCAUAUAUCUGCGAAGGAGAUUUUGUUUUGCGUGCCUUCUUGCACCAUGCCAAGCCGUGCAGAAUCUCUCGCGUUGGAGACGUGCACUUCUGCAGCUGCGGAAUGUUGAGAUGUCUGGAAUCAUCAACGUCAACAAUCUUUUUGAGCUCGCGGAUGGGUAUUUGGCGUCGCGUUGCAUCUUAUGAAGGUCUUCCCCUGGGCGCAAUCAACCCUGCUGUUGUCGGAGAGUCGCAGAACGACGUCAUCGAGAAAGACGACGCUGUCAUGACUCCUAUCACAAAUCCUGCGAUGGCAUGUGCAAAAGGACGAACCCGCACCAAACGAUCGAAGAAUGCGCUCGAGCAACCACGGAAACGUCGCUGUGGCCAAUGCCGGCAGCUGGGACAGAAGCGAAACAUAUGCACGUGUCGCACCGAGGCUGAGGACUUUAAGAACGCCUUCGAGAAUGUUGAAAACGCCGUCGUUGACAAGCCCCAAGACCCAAAAGAGAUAGUAGAUAUGUAGAGCACGCAGAAUUCCUUCUUGGAAACAAAACAACAAUAGAUUAAACGAGAUCGGACUUCUGUGGACCCUCACAGCGUGUACUGAGGCGGCAAGAUUUUACUGGGUGAAUCCCUAUUAUGUAGCUUAGAAACUGACCAAUCACAAGUGGCCGUUCCUUGUAACGACCGACCCGGGGUCGUUCUAUACCAUUUUCCUUAACCAAAUGACAUGUAGUUUAGUUGUUCACAAGUCUUACAGCAAAGUAUACUUAU